AUGGUGAAGGUUUCAGAUUUUCCUUCUUUGUUAUUCAACAAAAUAGGGUACUCUGGGGAUUUAAUUCACAAUGAUCGGGUGGACAAGGUUCCAAAUCUUUGGCUUAUGUGGAGACAAGGUUCUUCUAGUCCCUCAGUUGUUUCUCUGUCUGACCAACAAUUAUCAGUCACGGUGGAUUGGCUAGGUUGUUCAAUGGGAUUGACCUUCGUUCAUGCAAGUUGUUUUAAGGUUAAUCGCCGAGAGCUCUGGACUGACCUGGGUUUGGUGGUAAACCCAAACAUCCCAUGGUCGGUCAUAGGGGACUUUAAUGCUACUCUUCUUUCAAAUGAAAAAAGGGGGCUAGGAAGAUUUAAUGCUAGCUCGGUGGCAGAGUUCCAAGCAAUGGUGGACACGUGUGCUUUGGUCCAAGCUCCUUCACAGGGGAAAAAGUACACGUGGACUAACAAUCGUCGCAGAGGAAAUGUUGUAGCUGUUCUGGAUCGAAGUUUUUGCAAUGGAAAUUGGCUGGAGGUGUUUAAGAAUAUUAGUCAAAAUGUAUUGCAAAGAACAGCCUCAGACCAUGCCCCUGUUCUGGUGGUGUCAGAUGCCAUUCCUAAACCAGGUAAUAUUCCUUUUAGAUUCAAUAAUUUCUGGAUGAAUAAUGUGAAUUUUGAGGAUACUAUCAGGGAGGUGUGGAAUAAGGAGGUGUCAGGAAACCCCAUUUUGGUGCUUUCUCAUAAGCUAAAGCAGGUAAAAUUUUUUAUUAAGAGCUGGGCCAGGAAUAAUUUCCCUAAUGUUGAUGAAGAAGUAAAGAAAGCUUCAAAAAAUCUGGAUUCGAUUCAGGAAGAAAUUGAGGUAUCAGGGAUGACGGAUGAUCUGUUUGACAGAGAGGCAGACGCUAAGACAUAUCUCUUGAAAGCAACUCAAAUGCAAGACAGUUUUUGGUCUCAAAAGGCCAAACAGAGGUGGAUGAAAGAGGGGAACAGGAACUCAAAAUUCUUCCACCUCUCUGUUCAAAUGAGACAGUCGCGAAAUCAAAUCCGUACCUUGACGAAUAUGAAUGGUGAAUGGAUUAGUGACCAGCAUAGGUUGUCAUCUUAUAUUUCUGAAUAUUAUGAAGCUUUCCAUAGUGCCGCUCAGACUACUUCACAUCAUAAUUUAUUGAAUUGUAUCCCCAAGGAGAUUUGUGAGGCAGAUGCACUGGGUUUAGAGACUAUGCCCUCUUUGGAAGAAAUAAAAAACUUUGUUUGGGAGGUGGAUCCAGACAGCUCUCCUGGGCCUGAUGGAUUUCAUGGGAAGUUUUUUAGAAGAGUUUGGAAUAUAGUGGAAGCGGACUUUUGCAGGACUGUGAGGCACUUCUUCAGAACGGGGUUUCUUCCUAAGGGUGUGAACAACUGUUUUCUCACUUUAAUUCCGAAGGUGCCGGGAGCUGUGAGACUGGACAAGUUUAGGCCGAUUUGUAUGGGGAAUUUCUUUUGUAAGGUGCUAUCAAAAAUUAUGGUAAAUAGAGUUUCGGAGCUGCUUCCCAGGCUGAUCUCAGAGGAACAAGGUGCAUUCCAGAAGGGGAAAAUAAUAUCUGAGAAUAUCAGCCUUGCCUCAGAGUUGGCAAAUCUGAUGUAUACUGUAGUCAGGGGAGGAGGUAUGGGGAUCAAAAUUGAUAUUCAGAAAGCAUACGACUCGCAUUCUUGGGAUUUCCUUUUUGAAGUCCUAAAAAAGUUUGGUUUCCCUCAGAAAUGGAUAUCUUGGAUUCAUGAAAUCCUUGUCUCUACUAGGAUUUCGGUCUUAGUAAAUGGGGGACCGGUGGGCUUCUUCCCUGUGGGUCGUGGUCUUCUCCAGGGUGAUCCUUUAUCUCCCUUUCUCUUUAUUCUGGCAGAAGAAGUGCUCUGCAGAGGGUUAAGAAGCAUGGUUGCGGAAGGUGCUCUUAAAUCCUUGCCCGGGCCAAGAGUUUAUUGGUGGCCUCAAGCAUCAAUUAAAACUGUAGAAUCAUGGAUGAGGAACUUCAUUUGGUCUGGCCAAAUGGAAGGUCAGAAAAAAAUCACUGUCAAAUGGGAGGAUUGUUGCAAGCCAAAGAAGGAAGGAGGUCUGGGUAUUCGAAACUUGCGAGAUGUUAACAGAGCUUGUCUAUGUAAAUUAGUAUGGAAGAUCAAGCAUGAGGAUUCUAGAAUGAGUCAAUUUUUCAGAGCAAGGUUUACUACUAGAGACAGGGAUCUCAAGAGCUACAAGUCUUCAUCUAUUUGGCAGGGUCUAAAAAGGGUGUGGGACUUUGUAACCAAUAUGGAGAGCUGGACAGUAGGAAAUGGCAUCAAGAUUAGCUUUUGGAAGGAUCGUUGGUUAGAAAAUUUCUCAUUGGCGGAAUCCUCUAAUCUGGACUUAGAAGCGCUUACUUCGAGGCAGCUGUGGGUGGCGGAUUUCAUUAGAAAUGGUGAGUGGUGCUUCCCAAAUGUUUCUUCAUCAUUCUUGUCUGAAUCACUUGAGAAGGCAAAGAGAAUAUCUCUAACAAAUUUAGAGGAUGUUUGCCACUGGAAACUUUCUUCGUCUGGUGCCUUCUCCUUGGCCUCGGCGUGGGAAGAGAUAAGAAGCAAAAAGGUGCCUGUUUCCUGGUUUUCCAUUCUUUGGAAAGCUCUUUUACAGCCACGACAGGCAGUAUUUGGAUGGAGGCCCUAUGGAAUAUGUUCUGUGAUAUAUUUGGUGUCAGAUGGCAACACUUCACAAGAAUGGAAGAUUUAUUUUAGCUGGUGGAAACGUAAAGCAAAAUCCGUCACAUUCUCAAGAGUAUGGCUUAGUGGCGCGGUGUUAAUUCCUUAUGCAGUUUGGAUGGAGAGAAAUAUGAGAAUCCACGAGGGUACCUAUUGGCAUCACAGGCAGCGUUUUGCUAUGAUUAAAGGAGAGAUAGGGAAUCCUGGAAAGGCUGGAGUUGGUGGUGUGUUUAGAAAUUACAAGGGCGAACCUUUGCUGAAUUUCAAAAAUUUUGUUGGUGUAAAAUCAAACUUUGAAGCUGACUUCUUAGCUCUCAUUACCGGCCUUGAACAUGCAAAAAACUCUUGUAUCCAAAACCUUUGGAUCGAGUGUGACUCUACUGCUGUUGUGUUCUUAUUCUCCAAAGGGCUGGUUCCAUGGUUUAUUCAGCAAAGAUGGAGGGGCGUUCUCUCUUAUUUGGGCUCAAUUUCUUGGAAAGUCACUCAUUGUUACCGCGAAGCGAAUGUGGUAGCUGAUUUCUUAGCGAAAACAACAGCAAGAUUUGAAUCGAAUUCCCCUGUCGAGACUUGGCCCCUUCUCACCUCCAGGGAGCUGGAAUUGGAUGCAGCCCAAUGGUCAAGAUUCCGAUUCACUUAG
Messenger RNA from Macadamia integrifolia, 3312 nucleotides. RefSeq lists its product as uncharacterized. Lineage: Eukaryota; Viridiplantae; Streptophyta; Magnoliopsida; Proteales; Proteaceae. The transcript is spliced from 4 exons. Bases 1 to 3312 code for a protein of 1103 amino acids. Gene Ontology annotation, molecular function: RNA-DNA hybrid ribonuclease activity; nucleic acid binding. The record is from RefSeq and is a predicted model, not a curated record.